UGAACAGCAUGCUUGAAAGACAAAAACCACAAGGGGCGCUAGUUGGAAAAGCAAGCUUUUUAUGCCCCCCAAAUUCAUCAGUCGAAGAAAGACGGAAGUCAACAGAAGCCGCGGACUGUUGUUUUCUGCGCUGAACUGCAAGCAGCAUGGCGGAUGAGGAGGACGAAACUGGCUUCGAUGAGGAGGUGGAGGACGGAUCCAGCGGAGUAGAUGUUGGCCACGGGAGGAGAAAGCGGUUAUUCUCCAAGGAGCUUAGGUGCAUGAUGUACGGGUUUGGAGACGACCAGAACCCGUAUACGGAGUCUGUGGAUAUUUUAGAGGACCUGGUGAUCGAGUUUAUCACGGAAAUGACCCACAAAGCUAUGGCUAUCGGACGCCAGGGCCGUGUUCAGGUGGAGGACAUCGUUUUCCUCAUUCGGAAGGAUCCCCGGAAGUUCGCCAGAGUCAAAGAUUUGCUGACCAUGAAUGAAGAGCUGAAGAGAGCCCGGAAAGCUUUCGACGAAGCAAAUUAUGGUUCCUGACUUGACCACAGGACACUUGUUGGACCUUCAUCUAACUUGGCGGUUCCUUUCUUUUUAAUUGCUGUUCAAUUGAAACGUUCAUCAACUGACCUGUGUUUUAUGAUGAGUUUGUUCAGACCUGACUUGCUGAUCAAAAUCAGUGUUUUUUGUUAUAUGUGAUGUGCAUGGUUUUAUAUGGUGUUAUGUCAGUGAUUAGCAAGGUCAAAGUGUUGUACCUGAUGUCAUAAUGCUGUCUGGGACUGUCUUAAAUAAAGUACCGUAACUUAC
Messenger RNA from Scatophagus argus, 788 nucleotides. RefSeq names its product TATA-box binding protein associated factor 13 (gene taf13). Gene Ontology annotation, cellular component: transcription factor TFIID complex. The transcript has 2 exons. The record is from RefSeq and is a predicted model, not a curated record. The coding region runs from base 147 to 521 and encodes 124 amino acids. Gene Ontology annotation, molecular function: protein heterodimerization activity. Gene Ontology annotation, biological process: transcription by RNA polymerase II. NCBI's taxonomy places the organism in Eukaryota, Metazoa, Chordata, Actinopteri, Scatophagidae.